CUUUGCAUUCGGGGGGGAAGGCAUUUCACCAUCUGGUAACACGGCUGAAAAUCGAAAUUGAAAGCAGCGGCCGUGCAGGAAUUGCAAUGCGUGCAAUUAAUCCCGUUAACAAUCAAGUGCCCUCUGUGCUGAGCGCGCAGAUCAUCGAAUAGGAAUCUAAUCGGAUCGGAAGUCGUAAUUAGAACCAGGAUCGGAGUCGCGAAUCGAAACGGAGGAUAGCCAGCCGUCGAAAGAGGCUAGUGCGAUUGCAACUGGAAUUGUAUUUGUAAUGAAUGCAAACGGCUGUGUCGGUGUGUGUGCGAGUCUGGCCUGCGCUGGUGUAUGUGUACGCGAGGGCCAGGAGAGCAAUAAUUAAAUUAACAAAGGUGUUAAAUUAAGCCCGUGUGUGUGUUGAAUGAGUGCGUAGGUGUCGUGGCUCUCUCGCCCAGUGGACGUGUGUGCGAGUUGUGUAUGCGAAGUGACAAAAUUAUAAUAAGAACUUUUGUUAUCGCUGCUGUACCCGCUGGUCUUCUCUCUUUCCCUCGCGCUGGCGGCACCUAUCAAAAUGGUUUAAAGAAUACUAGGAAGCGUCGUACUACGAAAACGACGACGCACGACGACGCUGUUGCCUCCCACUUGAGUUACUUGCCACGAAAAUGGAAUCGGCCCUCAAGCUGAAGGACAGCAAUUCCAACUGCAGCUCCAAUUCAAAUGGCAGUGUGGGCGGUGGAGGAGGAGGAGGGGGCGUGGCAGGAGUCGCAGGCGGAGGCGUGUGCGUGUCCAGCAUAUGUAGUAGCGACAGCUUUAGCAUUAUUCCGCCGCCGCUCCACGAGCUGGUGAGCGCGAACAGCAUCGAACUGAACGCUGCGGCCUCGCUGAGCGACGACAGCGGAGUGCCGCUGACCACCAACAGUUCCAUUUCCAGCGGCGACUCAUACCGUCUGGGCAUGUGCAAGUUCGAGAUCGAGAUGGUGGAGAGCGACGGCGAAGUGUCCCAGUUCGACUCUCUGGACAACUGUUCGGAGGGAGGCAUGAGCGCCGAGAACUUUAACACUUUGAAGAAAGGACCGCUGGCGCCCAUUGAUCCGCCGCCCGAGUUCCAAGACUCACCGCAGACGACGCUGGUGCGUUCGAUCUCCAAGAACAUCGUAAACAGUCUCCGGCGCUGGACCUCCUCGCAGUCGUCGUUCGAUCACCUUAAGGACGACGCCGCCGCCGUAGUGGACGGCCUGGUUACGACCGCACUACCGGAGGAACCGCAUCCGCCGACCAGCCAGGAGUUGGUCCUGCUACUUGCCAAGGCCGAGUGCAAGCUGGAUGCUCUUGAUGGACAGGCGCUCGGUCAGAUGAACCUCAAGGAGUCGUACGCACUCAACAAGCACCUUUACUCAAGCGAUUCCAUCUUGAAUAACCACACGGACAACAUCUACGACGAGCCAAACAACAUCGUGAGCAGCUCGCUGGGCAACAGCGUCGACCUGCUCGAGGAUGAGCAGUCGGAGGCCAGUAGCUGCUCGCCGCUGCCCUCGCCGCCGCCACCCGUGUCCAUCGUGAAGAUCAAGCAGACGCUCUGUCCGUUUUACCAGGACCACACGCGCUACUUUAAAGCCAUUCCCACGGAACAGGACAGCAUCGCGAGCGCUAAAGCCGCGGCAGCUCAGCAGCGCUUCAACAGCGCAGGCCUGUCGGAGAUCCACGACUACGACCUGUAUUACGGCGUCCGGCGGCAACCGGUGGACAACAGUAGCUUGCAGCGGCGGCAGGCCUCACUCUACAGUCCACUCGGCCACACAAGCCACUGCCACUAUCACGGGCACGGGCAUGGCCAUGGGCAUGGACAAGGGCACGGCAGUCAUCACCAUCACCACCACCAUCAUCACCAGCCGGGCUACGGCUACACCCACGGCCAAAGGCCUAACUCGCGCAACUCGCUCAACAGCCGGCUAAGCAGCUCGCACAAUUCGCUGAACGUCUCGUCGACCAACAAGCCGGAUGAUUCGAUCUUCAUCACGCAGGCCAUGUCCCACGACGCCCUUUUUACGCGCGAAAUAUCCGACUUCUACAACGUGCCCAUCGACUCGGACAUCUACGCAUUUCCCGUUGACAUGAUCGAGCAGCAGCAGCUACAGCAGCAGCAACAACAGCUGAUGGAGGAGCAGCAGCAGCACAAGCAGCCGAUUCCCAGUUACCACAAAGCGAACAGGCGCAAUAAGCGAAACAACAAGCGGAAGCAGCGCUACGCAGGAGCGGUAUCGGGAACGGGUGCUGGGACGGAAACCAGCGACGGCGACGGGGAGAAGGGCAAGCAUGGCAAGUACCGCACGCCCGUGGGAGUCGGCGGGGACCAGGCCAGCGAGCCGGAGCCCCUGCACAUGACUCUUGACGAAGUGAAGCAGUUCUACCACACGCUCUACUCGGAUACCGGAAAGUCCGCUCCGAGGCCAAUGGUCAAGUCGAGCAACGAGACCAUCUGGAGCGUGUCGACCAACACCACCACGAUUACGGCGCGGACGCGAACCAGUGUGGGAAACACCCGUGCUGGUGCUGCUCCGCCGGGUGCUACCAGCGGGGCAGGUGGGGCCAGCAGUGACGGAGGGGUCGGCGGUGGCGGUGGCAAGUAUCUCAGCAAGCAGAGCAAGCACAACCUCGACAACGAUAAGCUAAACAACAACAAUAACAACCAGCUAUCGCAGCAGCAGCUAGAGAAGCCGUCACUUGAGCACCAUAUCCACAUCCACAACCAGAACCAAAACCAGCACCAACCCCCGAACAACAAGCACGUCCUGCAUUCAGAGAAAAAGUCGCAGUUUACGCUGAACCUAAAGCAGCGCUUUUGCAGCAUUUUUCGCUUUCGGCGGAGCAACCACAGCCGCUGCCGAGGAUCGGGUGGACAUCAGCCGAGCAGCCUUGCCAGUGUGGCAGCGAAUGCGGCUGCACCGGCACCCCUUUUACCGGCUGCUGUCAUAACUAGCGCUCCGGCGGCCCAGGCUCAGCUGGCUGGUGAACUGAGCGGAGGUGGAGCGCCGAUCACGGCGGACGCUGACGAACCGAGCGCGGAUCUGCGCAAGAAGUUUCAGUCGCGCGCCCUGCCACCAUUACCAAAGAAGGCUGCAGCCUAUGCCGUUGAAGCCACCAAAUCGGAAUUGGAGGACUCCAAAACGAACGUGGCCCAAGAGCCCCGUACAUUACAAUUCACCUCCAGCAUCGAAAAAGUCAAAGACUACGGCUGGUACUGGGGGCCACUGUCCAGCGAGGCGGCUGAGAAGGUCCUCUCCAGCGAGACGGACGGCUCCUUUAUCGUGCGCGACAGCUCCGACGACCACUACAUCUUCUCGCUGAGCUUCAAGCUGAACAACUGUGUGCGCCACGUGCGCAUCGAGCAGGAUCAAGGAACCUUCUCCUUCGGCUCCUAUGCCAAGUUCAAGUCACAAACCAUCACCGAGUUCAUUGAGAAGGCUGUCGAGCACUCCCGAAGCGGCAGAUAUCUAUUCUUUCUGCAUCGUCGGCCGGAGCACGGACCAAUGCGUGUGCAAUUAACCAAUCCAGUAUCUAGGUUUAAGCAUGUACAAAGCUUACAGCACAUGUGCAGAUUUGUUAUACUUAAGGCGGUUAUACGAAAGGAUUUAAUACAGUCAUUGCCAUUACCGAGAAGACUUCUAGACUAUCUUAACUAUAAGCACUGCUAUUCCGAGCAGGUGGAGAGCGACAGUUCGCAUUCGCAGAUAUCUGGCGAUGGAACGAUGUAAGACAAGUAAAAGAGAGACGAUUCGCUUCUGACAAGAAAACGUAAACGAAAGCAACAGAAAUUAUUACCUUAAAUAAAUAGUAGAAUUUAAUGAAAUAGUAAACAACAGAAACAAAGCAAACAAACAACCGUUAACGUUCUGUAUAACCAGAACAAACAAAUAAAAAAUGUUAAAUGAGUAAGCAAAGCGAAGAAAUUGUUAGUUUUGCUAUAAAAAAAAAAAAAAAAAUCAGAAAACCAAGAAAACCAAGAAAACAAAAUUAACAACUCUGUUUUUCGAUUUUUGUUGUACUCGGUGCUAUACUAUAAAUAUUAACUAUUUAAUUAAAGAAACGCAAAAACCCAGA
Molecule: messenger RNA, 4071 nt
Organism: Drosophila ficusphila
Lineage: Eukaryota; Metazoa; Arthropoda; Insecta; Diptera; Drosophilidae
Gene: Socs16D
Biological process (GO): intracellular signal transduction; phosphatidylinositol phosphate biosynthetic process
Cellular component (GO): phosphatidylinositol 3-kinase complex
Molecular function (GO): 1-phosphatidylinositol-3-kinase regulator activity
Source: RefSeq, a predicted model, not a curated record